Molecule: messenger RNA, 5698 nt
Organism: Symphalangus syndactylus (siamang)
Lineage: Eukaryota; Metazoa; Chordata; Mammalia; Primates; Hylobatidae
Gene: CAPN15
Product: calpain 15
Biological process (GO): proteolysis
Cellular component (GO): cytoplasm
Molecular function (GO): calcium-dependent cysteine-type endopeptidase activity
Source: RefSeq, a predicted model, not a curated record
UGGGAGUGCCCCGUAAUUGCCUCCGCGUUUCCAGAGUCUGGGGCUGGGCAAGGAUAUAGGGGUGAUUCUGCCUUCCGGUUGAGUGACUUCUCAACUGUGAAGUGGGGCAAGAGAGAUUGUUUUUCUGGCCUGUCCGGGGGAGGCAGGUCCUGCAGGAAACCAGCUUGGCCUGGCCUUGGGUUGGGUGUGCCUUGCCUCCUCUGAGGUCCUUCUGUCCUCUUUUUCCUGGUUCUGUCUCUGCGUCUGAGGCUCUCCAGAGCUCCUUGAUUGGCAGGGGAGCCAGUGACCUCUGAGUCCCCAGGAGAGCCGGAGGCUCAGUAACUGCAUAACUGCACGGGGCCUCCUGUCUGGGCCUCCACAGACCGUGGUCUCUGAGAGCAGGAAGUGGCUGGUCCCCUGUAAUCCUGCAUCUGUGUAAGAGCCUCAAGCCCUGCUGGCCCUCUCUCUGGGCACCCCUCACUUUUUUCUUGCCCUGGCCUUGGGCAGCACUCCGGUAACCCCAGUGCCACAGGUGAGGAACCGAAGCUGGAGACAGCUGUUAAUGGCAGGGGAGGGGCCGAGGGAGGCUGAGUGGCCGGUCUCUACCUCCUGCUCGUUCCACCAGUUCACACGAGGCAAUUGGAGGGAAGGAUUCUGCUGCCCAGAAAAUCCUCCGGAACCACGGGUGUUGCUCGUGGGCCUGAGCCGGUCAGUGAAGAACCUGAGGGGGGCCGGCCGCCCACGUGGCCGUUGGUGGCCCAGCAGCCCCUGGUCCAGCCCUCUGGCCCCCCGUGCGAUGCCUCUCCUCCCUGCACCAGGUGUGGACAGGUGCUGAGAAGGCGGACGACAUCAUUAAACAAAACAGCUUGGGGUCUUUGAAAAACAGUGACAGAAACCCAGGAAGGCUGGUGACUUGUCAGGUCUGGACUGUGAGGCUGAAAUGACAGGAGUCACGGAGGGGUGGGCUUGGGUGGUUUCCUCAUCAGACACAGAGGAAGGAGACCCCCAGCCCGGGAGCUGCCUCGUGCGCUUUGCUCUCCUUUUCUCCUGCUCUGUCCCUCUGGUCCUGCCCUAGACCCCGCCACCUGACCCCUGGCACAGCAGGAAUGCCCAGAAACCCAGUGGGACUUGUUCUCUGCCUGAAGCUCUUCCGCAUCCCUCGUAACCUCUCGGUGUGGAUGUGGGUUUCCUCACCACCAGGCUGUGCCUCAGCUGCGUGGAGCCACUGGUCUCUCAUGCCCCGCGCUGGCGAGAAUGCUGAGGCAGCAGCCCAGACGCGGCACAGAGAGGGCUUGGGAGCUUGCUGCAGCUUCAGCCACACGCACUCGCCCGGGUCUAUGGCCGCAGUCGGAGAGUGGUCCUGUGCGCGCUGCACCUUCCUGAACCCGGCCGGCCAGCGCCAGUGCUCCAUCUGUGAGGCCCCCCGGCACAAGCCCGACCUCAACCACAUCCUGCGGCUCAGCGUGGAGGAGCAGAAAUGGCCCUGCGCCCGCUGCACCUUCCGCAACUUCCUGGGCAAGGAGGCCUGCGAGGUGUGCGGCUUCACCCCGGAGCCUGCACCUGGGGCUGCCUUCCUGCCAGUCUUCAACGGGGUCCUCCCCAAGCCACCCGCCAUCCUGGGGGAGCCCAAGGGCAGCUGCCAGGAGGAAGCAGGUCCAGUGAGGACUGCGGGGCUGGUGCCCACGGAGCCCGCCAGGGGGCAACGCGAGGACAAGGACGAGGAGGAGGAGGAGCAGGAGGAGGAGGAGGGGGCGACGGAGCCCAGAGGGGGCUGGGCCUGUCCGCGUUGCACGCUGCACAACACGCCCGUGGCCAGCUCCUGCUCGGUCUGCGGCGGCCCACGCAGGCUCUCGCUGCCACGGAUCCCUCCUGAGGCCCUGGUGGUCCCGGAAGUGGUGGCCCCGGCCGGCUUCCACGUCGUGCCUGCUGCGCCUCCACCUGGCCUCCCUGGGGAAGGUGCCGAGGCCAACCCCCCAGCCACCAGCCAGGGCCCAUCUGCCGAGUCAGAGCCGCCCAGGGUCCCGCCCUUCAGCCCCUUCUCGUCCACCCUGCAGAACAACCCCGUGCCGCGUUCCCGACGCGAGGUUCCCCCCCAGCUGCAGCCGCCGGUGCCUGAGGCUGCCCAGCCGUCACCCUCUGCCGGCUGCAGGGGACCCCCCCAGGGCUCGGGCUGGGCUGGGGCCUCCCGCCUAGCAGAGCUGCUGUCUGGCAAGCGGCUGAGUGUGCUGGAGGAGGAGGCCACGGAGGGUGGCUCCAGCCGCGUAGAGGCCGGCAGCGCCACCUCGGGCAGUGACGUCAUCGACCUGGCCGGAGACACCGUGCGUUACACGCCCGCCAGCCCCUCUAGCCCCGACUUCACCACCUGGUCGUGUGCCAAGUGCACGCUCAGAAACCCCACAGCGGCCCCCAGGUGCUCGGCCUGCGGCUGCUCCAAACUGCACGGCUUCCAGGAGCACGGCGAGCCCCCCACGCACUGCCCCGACUGUGGGGCCGACAAGCCCGGCCCCUGCGGCAGAAGCUGCGGACGGGUGUCCUCGGCCCCGAAGGCCGCCCGCGUCCUGCCCGAGCGCCCGGGCCACUGGGCCUGCCCUGCGUGUACCCUGCUCAACGCACUGCGGGCCAAGCACUGCGCCGCCUGCCACACGCCUCAGCUCCUGGUGACCCAGCGGCGGGGGGCCGCGCCCCUGAGGCGCAGGGAGAGCAUGCACGUGGAGCAGCGGCGGCAGACGGACGAGGGCGAGGCCAAGGCGCUCUGGGAGAACAUCGUGGCCUUCUGCCGGGAGAACAACGUGAGCUUUGUGGAUGACAGCUUCCCUCCCGGGCCCGAGUCUGUCGGCUUCCCCGCAGGCGACAGCGUGCAGCAGCGCGUGAGGCAGUGGCUGCGGCCCCAGGAGAUCAACUGCUCCGUCUUCAGGGACCACAGGGCCACGUGGUCCGUGUUCCACACACUGCGGCCCUCAGACAUCCUGCAGGGGCUGCUGGGAAACUGCUGGUUCCUGAGCGCCCUGGCGGUGCUGGCGGAGCGGCCGGACCUGGUGGAGCGGGUGAUGGUCACGCGCAGCCUGUGUGCAGAGGGCGCCUACCAGGUGCGGCUGUGCAAGGACGGCACGUGGACCACGGUGCUGGUGGACGACAUGCUGCCCUGCGACGAGGCCGGCUGCCUCCUCUUCUCACAGGCGCAGCGGAAGCAGCUGUGGGUGGCCCUCAUCGAGAAGGCGCUGGCCAAGCUGCACGGCUCCUACUUCGCACUCCAGGCGGGCCGCGCCAUCGAAGGCCUGGCCACGCUCACCGGCGCCCCCUGUGAGAGCCUGGCGCUGCAGGUCAGCUCCACUAACCCCCGCGAGGAGCCCGUUGACACUGACCUCAUCUGGGCCAAAAUGCUGAGUUCUAAGGAGGCUGGGUUCCUCAUGGGCGCCUCCUGUGGCGGAGGCAACAUGAAGGUGGACGAUUCGGUCUACGAGAGCCUGGGCCUGCGCCCCCGCCACGCCUACUCCAUCCUGGAUGUUCGAGAUGUCCAGGGCACCAGGCUUCUGCGGCUCCGAAACCCGUGGGGCCGUUUCUCCUGGAACGGCAGCUGGUCGGACGAGUGGCCACACUGGCCGGGGCACCUGCGUGGUGAGCUCAUGCCGCACGGCAGCAGUGAGGGCGUCUUCUGGAUGGAGUACGGCGACUUUGUGAGGUACUUUGACUCCGUGGACAUCUGUAAGGUGCACUCGGACUGGCAGGAGGCGCGGGUGCAGGGCUGCUUUCCCAGCUCGGCCAGCGCGCCCGUGGGGGUGACCGCGCUCACGGUGCUGGAGCGGGCCUCGCUGGAGUUCGCGCUAUUCCAGGAGGGCAGCAGGCGCUCGGACGCCGUGGACAGCCACCUGCUGGACCUGUGCAUCCUGGUGUUCCGGGCCACGUUCGGCAGCAGCGGCCACCUCAGCCUGGGCCGCCUCCUGGCUCACAGUAAGCGUGCGGUGAAGAAGUUCGUCAGCUGUGACGUCAUGCUGGAGCCUGGCGAGUACGCCGUGGUGUGCUGCGCCUUCAACCACUGGGGGCCGCCCCUGCCGGACGCCCCGACCCCCCAGGCCUCCAGCCCCUCGGCGGGGGUCCCGAGAGCCUCCCCAGAGCCGCCGGGCCACGUGCUGGCCGUGUACAGCUCGAGGCUGGUCAUGGUGGAGCCCGUGGAAGCCCAGCCGACCACGCUGGCCGACGCCAUCAUCCUGCUGACCGAGAGCCGCGGGGAGCGGCACGAGGGCCGUGAGGGCAUGACCUGCUACUACCUGACGCACGGUUGGGCGGGGCUCAUCGUGGUGGUGGAGAACCGGCACCCCAAGGCCUACCUGCACGUACAGUGUGACUGCACCGACAGCUUCAACGUGGUGUCCACGCGCGGCAGCCUGCGCACCCAGGAUAGCGUGCCACCCCUGCACAGGUCCUGGUGAUCUUGUCCCAGCUAGAGGGCAACGCCGGCUUCUCUAUCACCCACCGCCUGGCACAUCGCAAGGCAGCCCAGGCCUUCCUCAGCGACUGGACAGCCUCCAAGGGGACCCACAGUCCCCCGCUCACACCAGAGGUCGCUGGUCUACAUGGGCCCCGGCCGCUGUGACCACCAUGCCUGGGGCAGGGGCUGUGCACAGACGGACCCCCAACCCCCACACGCACUUUAUGAGGGAGACCCCGACAGAGAACGCUUGAACCAGAAUCUCAGGACCCUGCCCAGGGAGCUGCCAGCCCAGGGCUCAGCUUCCCAUGGGCCCCCCGCCCCCCUCCCUCCCCUCCCUGAGCCCCACAGUCCGCCUGGCCAGGCCUCCUGGCCGCCACGCAGAAUACCUCGAACCAGGCGGGCUGUGAACCAGCCCCGCUCACCUGCCAGCCCCAACACCCGACAGGGGCCGAGGCCAGGCUGCCCCUCCCUGUGGGCUCAGGGUCUCCUGUGGGGGAGGCAGCCCGGAGCUCUGUCCACAAAACCAAAUCUGGGUGUCAGAGGCCAAGACCCCGGGGUGGGAUCAGGGACCACCCCUCACGGGGCAUAAGGUCAGUUUUCCCCCAGAGCCCGGGUCCCUGUCCCCCACAGGGCAAGCGGGGUCCCUGGAGCCCUGGUGUGGAGCGGCGAGUCCCGGGGUGGUGCCUGUCUCAGAAGGAGGGGGCCCUUGGCCAGCCCCCCAGCGACACUAUGCAACUCCUGGAGUGCCCGCCAGGAUCGAAGCCAUGACUGGGUGCAGGCGGGCGCCAGGCCCGCUGUGGGUGGGCAUCAGUUCUCAGCACCGCUGACUGCUGCCGGGCACACUGGGACCAGCAGGCUCCUCAGCCAACCCUGUCCCUCAGCCCGGCCCUGCCAGAGAGGGACCCCAGACCAUCGUGGGCACCGGCAGGGCUCAGCCGCUCCCACCUCCCCACAGAAGCCCAGGAGCGUGUGGACGUUUGAGCCCAGCUUCCUGCGUCCCCACCCGGCCCUCCUGGCCCCUCACCCCCGGCAGUGGGCCAGCCCUGCCCCCACUCCCCCCAACCCCGGCAGGGGCUUCUGGGGCCUUUUCACCUGGAGAAACAUUCCCACUCCCCUUUGGCCUCCCUGUACUCUGAGCUGUGAAUAUUUUUAACCCUGUAAAUACGGCCAGCUCUUGUGACACAGAGACUAUUUUAUCAACUGUCAGCCCCGUUCCUUUACGAUAGGAUUCUCCACAGUGGCUUCCGACUCAGGCUCCAAUGGACCAAAUAAAAGCGUUUUGUUUUGUAA